AUGCAGCAGCUACAGCAACUUCAACAACAGCAACAACACCAGCAACCGCAGCUACAACAACAAACACCUAGUGUAGCCAAUAAUACCAUUGUUGACGACCCGAUGACUGGUGUUGAUGGCCCCGUUGGCAAUAUAGAUGGCGCCAAUGUCAAUCCCAUCUCUGUGCCAACUCUCAACGCCACUCCUACUGUACCGUCACCCUCCUCUGCUGUAGCCCGUCCUGUUGCCCCCGCCGUUUCCUUGGCCAUGGUUCCUUCCUCUACUUCGACCAAUUCUACCAGCCAGACUAAUGUUAGGCAGCAACGUAAUCAGCACCAGCGCCAGCAACGUCAUCAAUGGCAACACCAGCACCAGCAUCAUCAGCGUCAGUACAGACGUCAGCCAGGGCGACAUCAGCCCCCACAGAGGACAGGUAGCCUCAACUAUUGGCAGCCGUUGCAGACUUAUGACAGGAACUCUAAUGGCCAGGCCAACUCUAGAAGUAGUCAGAACCCCAGCCAGCAGCAACAGGAACAGCCUCAAAAUAGGAUUGUCAGGAAUCCCUUUAGAAGAAGUCAACCCAACAACUCCAAUGCCUAUGGCUCAGCUAGCCGAGCUAAAAACCCUGCUGAGGCUCACUUGACUCGAUUCCAGGCUAAACUUAGGGCUGAGCGAACUGGAAACUUGGCUUACGUUCGUCAGCAGCGCUCUUCUACUCAGGUCACUCCUAAUGCUAAUCGUGGCCAGAGUCAGAGCCUUAGCCAGCAGAAGGGCAACUAUGUGGAAGUCCAAAAUAGCCAGGUGAACCAAAUUCAGCAGAAUUAUGCCCAACUCCUGAAGCUGCACAUUAGGACUCAGGCCAGACUAGAUAAGGGCUCUGGAUACGCUUCACCCUAG
This is a messenger RNA of Drosophila ananassae, 876 nucleotides long. RefSeq lists its product as uncharacterized. NCBI's taxonomy places the organism in Eukaryota, Metazoa, Arthropoda, Insecta, Diptera, Drosophilidae. The coding region runs from base 1 to 876 and encodes 291 amino acids. The transcript is spliced from 3 exons. The record is from RefSeq and is a predicted model, not a curated record.